This is a messenger RNA of Klebsormidium nitens, 2387 nucleotides long. NCBI's taxonomy places the organism in Eukaryota, Viridiplantae, Streptophyta, Klebsormidiophyceae, Klebsormidiales, Klebsormidiaceae. The record is from the annotation of a GenBank genome assembly.
GGAAGACUUCCUAGUAAAAGUCUCGUACCGUACUCGCAGCGCCACAAACAAAGACGGGGGAGGAACUCUUUGCUGAAGGCGUGCUGAUGAACCCACCAGCGCGCUAUGGCGGUCCUUCCUUUCAGAGAGGCUGAAAUGGUGGAACCUACUCCUUUCCCUCCACCAGGACUGCCCCCACCGUCCUCCUCAACUUGGAAGGAGAAGGUCUCUGACGCUGCCGUCCUAUGCAAGGCCGUGUACCAGAUAAAGGCUAAGAACAGGGAUGCCGUGCUCAACCGUCUGUAUGAGCAACCUGUAGGCAAGUUUGAGUUCUUGCCUCUGCCAAGAGAGUAUCAGAGUUCGGUUCAGAGGCUGGUUUUGGCGAGAAGUACCCAUGGGCACAUUGUUGUGUCGCUUAGGGGUACGAAGACCCUGAGAGACAUUGUGACUGAUUUUAGCAUCAGGCAGCAGGCUUUAGAGUGUCUAGGUCGAGCCUGCGGAAAGGGAAUGGAAGCGAAUGGCGCAAUGGCACACCGAGGGUUUUGGGCGAGGGCACAGGGCAUCCCUCUGGAGCACCUGCAACGGUUGCUGGACCUCGGUUACGACCUUGUCUUCACCGGCCACUCCAUGGGGGGUGCAGUUGCGUCUCUGCUCAUGCUGCGGCUGCUGGAGAGCCACGGGCCAGACAGCAAGUACAGGCAGCAGCUGCAGUGCUUCACCUUUGGGAUGCCGAUGUUUGCAAACCCGCAGCUCGCUGAGUACCUGAACACAGCAUACCGAGGGCACUUCUAUCACUUUGUGUCCAGGAAUGACCCGGUGCCAAGGCUCAUGCCCGUCAUCAACGCCGUUUCCAAGGCCCUCAACAAGAUGGACGCCGUGGCCGACGCCGGCUUCCUCAUGGACAUCGCCCUGGGCGCCAUCCAGCACUUCACGCGCCUCCCGCUGAGCGUCACUGUGCGCCUCGCCGCGUCCCCCGUGCCCAAAUCCGUCCGCCGCCGCCUGGUCGCCUUCCUAACCAGCAUGGUCAGUGCGGUGGUCUACAACCCAACCCCGCACGCGUCUAGUUACACCUCGGCGGGGCAUGUCGUCAUGCUCGAUAUGCAGGAGGGAUCCCUCGAGCCGAUCCGGGACCGCGAACUCGUCGCACAGUUUGGCUCGCAGCACCUGAGCAUGCUUUUCGGGCGCAAGGUGGACCAGAUGGAGGAGCACAUGAUGCACACGUACAUUGCGGGCCUGUUUGCGUGCAAGCAGAUGCGCGAGGGGGGAGUGCUCGAGGAGCUCGUACGGUGCGUGCUGCGCAACUCGAGCGACGGGAUGUCGGGUGGCGAGCGGGAGCAGGUGUCGGAUAUGGCCAGCCUGGAGCAGUCGGUGGAGAAGGAACUAGAGCGGGUCGCAGAGGAGGGCGAGGACGAGACGCCGCUCUCGAUGGGGCCCCUCGCAGAGAAGCUGGCGAACGAGAUCCGGUCUCUCAGCCGGCGCGGCUCCCGGGUGGAUCUCUUCUCGGCUGCGGAGGACGAGGGGCUCUUCGCCGGGGGUGCGGACGGCGAGAGCUUCCUGAACCUGCGGCGGUUGUUUGACGAAGACGAAGACUCGGACGGGGACGAGCUCACACUCGAGAAGGGCAGCGAAGCGUCGGCGCUAGGGGCGCUGGCGGUUAGCUCCCCUCGGCAGAAGCAGCUGUUGCGGCUCGAUCUGCCCCCCCGGAGCCCGAGACGGAAGCAGCGAAGAGCGGAGGGCUUGGAGAACAAGCCGAUCCGUCGGUACCUGCUGAAACGACGGUGGCAGAUGCUGCGGGUGUUGCGUCACGUGCAGGGCAUCCGGCAGCUGACGCGGUUGCAGCAGGUGGGCUACGUGAUCGCAGUGAUUGGUUUGAUGAAGGCGUCGCCGUUCAUGUAGACAGCCGUCCAAGUAGGAAACAGAUGAAGACGAGUUGGCUGGCUGAAAGCAGGCGGGCUAGACAUUAGUCAGGAGGUAGCCAAACCUAGGUUUAGGAAGGUGAAGUUAGCUCACUCCCAGUGAGAUGAUAAGCCCGGAGUAGUGUUUGUUAAAAGAGCUCUGCUAGGAUCAGCUUGUAUCAAUGAUGCAGGAUAGACUAGCACAAACACUCGAUACCAUGUACAAUCGAUGCCGAGUAAGUAGGCAGUGGUAGAUGGCAGGAUACCAGAUUGAAGAAAGCAGGUUAGCUUUUUAGAAGUAAAGACUUGUGCCUUUAUAUGUAGUGUUAGCUUCUAAACCAAGACCGACUAGAUCAAGAUUAGUUUACAUACACUUAGUGCCAAUGACCAGACUGCACAUAUCAGGCUGCAACUAGAGCAGAAGCAAAGUCAAUGUUUUCGAGCCUGCUGUUUUGCUGGUUCGCUGCUGGGACACUUUGCAGCCUGGUUACAUGUCUACAUGUUACAAUCACA